Suillus subaureus is the source of this 843-nucleotide messenger RNA. RefSeq lists its product as uncharacterized. Gene Ontology annotation, biological process: regulation of endocytosis. NCBI's taxonomy places the organism in Eukaryota, Fungi, Basidiomycota, Agaricomycetes, Boletales, Suillaceae. Gene Ontology annotation, molecular function: GTPase activity; GTP binding. Bases 1 to 405 code for a protein of 134 amino acids. Gene Ontology annotation, cellular component: endosome. The transcript is spliced from 2 exons. The record is from RefSeq and is a predicted model, not a curated record.
AUGUCCCAGUGGCUCACUGAUGCCAGAGCUUUGGCAAGCCCACACUUAGUUGCAGUCCUGGUUGGAAACAAGUCGGACAGGGAGGAGGACCGUGAAGUGGAGUGGGCUGAAGCUAGUAGAUGGGCGGCGCAGAAUGAUGUUCACUUUCUCGAGGUUUCUUCACUAAGCGGCGACAACGUUGAAGCUCCAUUUCUGCUUGCCGCAAGGUCUAUCCUACUUUCCAUAGAGUCAGGAAUAUUAGAUCCCGAGAAAGCCGGGAGCGGUGUCAGCUAUGGGGACCGUGCUCUCCGAAGAGUGACGAGCUCUAGCCAUCUUAGCUUUGGGAGUCUUAGCGGAGCUCGAAGGCGACGCUCGGACAAGCUUCGAUUGAAAAUUGGGCACCCUCGGGCAAAUGUUGUUAGGUAGUGAUAAUCGACGGCUGGUGAGUAUUGAGCUAGAGUGCCGCUUCUGCCUUGUUUUCCUUGCAUAUGGCCAUGCGCCUCGUGUCACCUCUUUGUAUACCACUAGUACUCUUCUUGUGUUUUCGAUCACAUAUUCUACUCAAACACUGUACAUCAUUUCACCCUUGCACUUUACUGAUUCACAGUAUCUAAUACGUGUAGAUGCUUCAUGUGAUAUCUCCCAUAUAUUCCCAUAGUUAUUCAUCAUCACUGUUAUCUCAUGGAUGGUUAUAUUUCAUGUGGAAGGUUCGAUAUGGCACAGUGCCCCCUACACCCUGUGAGGCUUUACAGCAUGCAACUUUCCUCACGAGUACCUACUAAGACCUAUCGAAGGAGGUCUUCUUGUCGACGCUAUAUAGUUGACACAUGCGUCAAUACUUCAACUUGUUGUUCUGUACCGAUG